AUGAAGAAGAGCAAGAAUGUGGAGGAAGAAUAUACGCCGGUGCGCAAUUCCAUGUCGGAGGACUCCAAGGAUGGGCUCCUCCACAAGGAGCGCAUCGAAGCCUACGAGCGGCCCCGGACCUUUUGGAGCCGGAACGGCCGCUUCAUCUUAAUCCAAGUUGCGCUCCUGGUGUUAUACACGGCCGCUGCAUUUCUCAUCAGUGCCAGAGCAUCAGGUCGAUGUCUUAGGGGACAGCCCCUGAGCCACUCCCCGGCUAGCGAUGCUGUCGUUUGGGAGGAGCGCCGCUUUGUUCUGGGCGACAGGAUCCAGGAGAAGGGCAUCUACUCGGGCAAGCCCCGCCCCGAGCUGGAUAAGGCCUGGCAUGAUCUGCUCAAUGCCGAAAACAUUCGCCUUGAGCCCGAGAUCAUGCAUCGUCUGGGCCGCGAGAACAUUGGCGUGCGAAUCCCCGGCGAAGACGGCUACAUCGGCACGCUUAACGUGUACCACGAGCUGCAUUGCUUGUACAUGUACCAAGACAUCUACUACCCCGGCAUCAGCGACUCCGACCGCGAAAUGAACAGGCUGCACAACGAGCACUGCAUCGACUUUCUCCGCCAGAGCGCCAUGUGCCACGGGGACGUGGGCCUGAUUACCUUUGAGUGGCAUCCCAAGCAGCGCAUCCCCGUCGCCAACGCCACCACCCAUCAGUGCGUCAAGUGGGACAUCUUGGACCGCUGGACCAAGGAACGCUCGGUGGAUAUGCUGAAGCCCAACUGGCUUGUUCAUCCUACUUUAGUUGUCAAAUUUGGAGAGGAUGGAUGA
Molecule: messenger RNA, 801 nt
Organism: Chaetomium globosum CBS 148.51
Lineage: Eukaryota; Fungi; Ascomycota; Sordariomycetes; Sordariales; Chaetomiaceae
Exons: 5
Coding region: 1-801 (266 amino acids)
Biological process (GO): mycotoxin biosynthetic process
Source: RefSeq, a predicted model, not a curated record